Messenger RNA from Penaeus vannamei (Pacific white shrimp), 5880 nucleotides. Lineage: Eukaryota; Metazoa; Arthropoda; Malacostraca; Decapoda; Penaeidae. The record is from RefSeq and is a predicted model, not a curated record.
AUGGGAAAACUGGCCGCGAGCUCUGGCCUGUGCGUCGGAAGUUCCCUGCGGCCGCCUUCACCUCCCGCUACAAAUACUAAUAUUGCACCAGCUACUAAUACUAUUACUAAUUAUACACCAGCUACCAAUACUACAACUACUACUACACCAGCUAUUAAUACUACCAUUUCAAGGGAGCUAUGGCAGACGACCAGCAAUCCUUUGAAAGUAAAAGCACAUCAUGCACAACCCGGUCCUCACGCCGAUGCGGUUGUCUGCGAGGUGAUACCAUCAGAAAAUGUCGUGUGCAAAUCAAAACUGGCCACUGUCCGCCAUUGCCAACACCUACACAUCCUCGACAUGGACAACCUGCCAGCCACCAACUUCACCUGCAAAGAGAAGGUCAUUGGCGGAUACUAUGCGGAUGUCUACACGGGCUGCCAGAUGUUCCACGUGUGCACACUCGACGAGAAAGGCGAGAUCCACGACUACAAGUUCCGCUGCCUCAUGGGGACGGUGUUCGACCAGGAGACGCGCGUGUGCGAGCGCGCGGACGACGUCGACUGCAGCAGGUCCGAGUCGUUCUUCCACCUCAACAACGAGCUGUACGGACCCGGCAUCAUCCCGUCCACGGCAGACACUUCGGACACCUCCAGCGCCGCCACCGUGCAGGUCUUGGAUCCCACUCACGCCCUUAUGGGAGUCCCCGACCCCCACUCAGAUCUUAGUGCCACUUCGGAAGUUCCUCCUUCGCUUCCUUCUCCCUCUCACCCUCCUGUCCCCGCUCCUCUUCCCGCCGCUGAUGCUGCUCUCCCCCGCUCCCUGGGGUCCCCCUCCUCUUCUCCCUCCGCCCCGCAAGCCUCCCCCCAACCGCAGUCCCUGGCGUGGACGCCUCCGCCCCUGCCUGCGCCCCACCUCCGCCCCUCCCUCCUGCGCCUCGCCGCCCAGGCCCAGAGCACGGGGCAGGGCCAGCAGUUCCUGGACGCCCUGGAGCCCACCCCGCCCUCCCCCGUCACGGCGCAGACGCCCCCCGACUUCGAGGACAUCCCCCGACUGACCCGCUUUCAGACCGACGCCUCUGCUCCUCUCUCUACUCUCACUAACUCUGACGACUCUCCUCACAGGCAGAAGAGGCAGACCACGACGCAGGGACUCGCUUUUUCUUCCUCCUUGCCUGUACAGGACGAGACUCUCCCCACAGAGCCUGCAGCGGCUCCCUCGCAGGGCAGUAGGGACCCGACACUUACCUCUAGUAGGCAGAGAGUUUCCUCGAGGGGCCGCGUCAGGUUCAGGCAGCCUAACCCUUCUAGCGAACCAGUUACUAACAGACAAACCUCGAGGUCAGAUCGCAGGAAUCCCAGUAGGGCAGCAGCUGUAGACACUAGGCAGAGAACCCCUCAGACCGCCAGACCCUCCUCCCACAGACGAGUCCAAACUAGCUUGAGCCCCAGAACCGAAGGGGUCAGCCAGGUAGGAGAAACCACCGUAGCUAGACAGCAGGAAGCCCCAGUCACGAGAGAGACCCCCGCCGCGCCCCUCAGACAGAGAGUCAGUGUGACCCCGAGAUCCCAGACAGCUAGGGCAGGCCAGCGGGGCGCGCAGGUGGUUAGACGUAGGCCGGUUCCCCCGCCCUCAGCGCCGGACGCCGAGCUCCGCAGCCAGGUAGACCUAGCAAUAUCAGGAUCAGUGACACGAUCGACGACGACCCGACGGCGGUGUUCGGACCCGUCAACGCCGCGCCCUCCACGACCACCCAGCCGCCCUUCGUGUUCCCCGAGACGACCUUCUCCUGCCACGACAAGAUCCCCGGGGGUCUCUACGCCGACGUGGAAACGGGCUGCGUCGUGUUCCACAUCUGCUCCGUGGAACCGGACUCAAGCACGAAGGACAACAAAUUCGUGUGUGGCGCGGGGACACUCUUUGACCAGACGACCCGCACCUGCCAAGCGGAGCACCUGGUCGACUGCGCGCGCGCGCCCUCGCUCUACUACCUCAACGACCCCCUCAGAGGACCAGUAUUCGUGCAGCUCGAAGCCCAGUUGCCGGAGCAGCAGUUCGAUUUCCCGCGCAUUCCCAUUCCCGAUUCCCAAGAUUCCCGAAGAGUCAAGCGAGAUGAAGCCGACGCCGUGGACCUGUGCCGCACGCGCCCCCUGGGAUCCCCCCUGUCCAAGACGCGCGCGUGCGCCGGGCUCUGUACAGCCUGGCGGCCCUGCAGCAGUGGGCGCAGGAGAACGCCCGCCACACGGCCUUCAUCAACGUGUACACCCUGAACACGCGAGGCAAGGACGGCCUCUUCCCCAAGAAGGCCUUCGGCGACGGCGGCGCGGCCCCCCCUACGGCAGCCAGGAGGGGCGCAGGUACGGCUACAUCGGCCGCAGCAAACGAGACGUGAACAACGUGACCGUCGCGGAACAGGUGCUCCGCGCGAACGAAACCAAGAUCGCUGGGCUGGCCCCGGACGCCCUCGGCGGCCCGGCGGACGUCCGCGAGGAGCCCCGGCCGGCCCCGGAGGCGACCGGCCACGCCGUCAUCGGAGUCGCCCCAAAGACGACCGUGGUGCGGCACACGUCGGCCCCCGCGUCCGUGGUCCACCCCGUCUCGAGCACCGUGGCCUCGGCCGCGCCCUCGCUGCUCACGGCGCUGUCCACUCUCACCAUCACCGAGGCUUCGACGCGCACCUCCAAGACGACCACGUCGACCACCACGGUCACAGUGACGCCCUUCACCGUCACCGUCACCACGACGGAAACCAAAAUCGUCCCCACAGAAACAGCGACGGUGAUCACGAACCAGUCGUCGGGAAGCCCGGCGAGCACUGCAGCGCCUUCGCUCAUCGCAGAAACCAGUCCUCUCCCGACCGUGUCCCUGUCGCCCACCGUCGCGUCUGUCGUCAACUCGGCGGUCACGGAGAGCCUAAGCAUCGACAGCAGCAGUCCCUCGGAAACCAAACCCGAAGCCGUGACUCCUGUCACCGAGGCCAGCUCCUCCACUCCGGGAGUUCCUCAAGAAGCAAGUAUUAGCAAGGAAGUAACUACUACAGCCGCUCCCGAGGCACAAAACACAACCACAACCACAACUACUACAACAAGUACCACUACAGAAGCAGUAGUAAGUUCAACUGUAGGAACCACCACAGCAAGCUCUUCUACAGAAUCCUCAGCAGUAGAAACACCAGUGAAUUCAAAUGCAGAAAACACUACAGUUACUACUACAACAGAAGCCACCACUACAACAGAAGUUACUACUGCAGCGGUAUCUUCUGCACCACAGGCAGUAGGGAAUUCAACAACAGAAAGUACCCCAGUUGCUUCCUCAACAGAGCCAACCGUGGCAGAACCAGCGAUCAAUUCCACGGAGGUAAAAGCACUCGACAGCAGUCCUGAGACCUCAACUACAACCACCACUACUUCUCCUGCUGCCAACGCUUCGACCUCAGGGACGACUGCCAGCCCGGCCCCCGCCUCGUCCUCCCCAGACGCCGCCGCACCCGCCUCGGAAGACGCCUCAGCCGCCAACGCCACGGCCACGACCAGCCAGCCGCCAGACUUCACCGUUCCUGAGGGAAGCAUCAAUGUGUCCACCACGGUCGUGCCUGGCGAGGCGGACGCGCUGGGCAACGGGACCCUCGUCCAGCCGACGCCAGCGCCUCCCACGCUGGGCACCUUCACGAGAGACAACCUCCCCGAGACGAGCUUCACUUGCAAGGACAAACAGCUGGAGCAGUUCUACCCAGACCCGGAGGCCAACUGCCAGGUGUUCCACUAUUGUUCACCAGGGUUUGUCAAACAGCAGGUGCUGGAUUUGAAGUUCCUCUGCACCGGCGCCACAAUGUUCGACAUAAACACCCAGAAGUGUGAGGAUAUGGCUAAUGUCACCUGCAGCUUUAAUGACACUGUUACAACACCACCACCUCCUACUGAGCCACCAACCACCCCAUCAGAAGAACCGACAACAACAACAGUAAUCACAUCUUCAUUAACUACAACAGUAACUACACCCACCACAACAGCAAACACAACAGUAGCGCCAUCAACUACAACGGAAGCGGUGCCAACCACAGUGGCAGCUGCAGGAGACACAACAGAAACCACAACAACCACAACAGAAGCCUCUACAACCACAACAGAAGCCUCUACAUCCACAACGGAGGCACCGCAUGAGGUCCAUCAUAACUGGAAUGCUACAAAGCCGGACGUAAAAGCCAACGAAAGCCUUGUCGAGGAGAAGGCAGCAGAGAUCGAAUUGUUCGAAACCACAACCGUGGAAACGGAGGUGAGAGAAGUGACCGAAGUAGACUUGCCUGAAACUGAAACCGUAACAGAUAGAGCUGCAAGGGAAGAGGUUUCAACCAGUACCGAGGGCUUCGAGGAGGCUUUCGAGACGACCACAGAAUACUUUCUGGUGGAAGAGCCGGAGAUCAACACAGAGCUCGGCCCGAUCGUCCUCGCUCCGGACUCCGCAGAGCAGCAGCCCGUGGAGAGCCCAACGAACCCCGAAAUUUCAGAAACGUCCGAGGCGCCAGAGACCUCCAGCAGCACAACAACGCCCGUCCCAGAACCCACCACAGACGCGUCCACACAGGAGAGCAUAUCGCCCCAGACUCCAGCGCCCACAGAAACCGUGCCGCUGACGGAGGAGGCCCCCUCGGCCAGUGAGGAGCUGGAGUCGAGCGUCGUGUCGAUAGCCAGGAACGCCUCCGAGUCGACCCACACCGCUUCGACGUCGUCCACCGAAGCGACCCUGGCGGAGGCGGCUUUGUAGGGGCCAUCGCGCCAUUGGACUUGAAGGGUAUUAAAUGGCGUGCUGCGAGUCGCGCCUGUAAUAACUUUAUUAAUUCUUCUUCUCUUUUUUGGGGUUUAUUUAUUCUGAGAGAUUAUCAGUGACAUAGGUUUAUGUGAGAGUUAUACCUGUUACCCGUGGUAUUCUGUGCCAAAAAAUAUUUACCUACUCUGGUUCAAGGAGCAGAAAACAUUCCAAAAAGGUAUUAUUUUCAUCACUGUGAUACGUUGCUGAUGUAAGUAUUCGUGAAGAAAAAGGUUUUUUUUAAACCAUUAAUCCAAUAAUAUAACUUUCUUUUUUUUUAAUCUUAAAGAAGUGACACAAACCCUAGACCAUAAUUUGAACAGUCACUCUUUUUUGUCAUGUCAUAUUAUGGGGGGAAAAUCUUGAAAGACGAAACAUGAGGUAAAUUAACUUAAGCAACCCUAGCAUGAAGGCCAGUGAUGGGAUGUGAUAAGAUAAUUAAGGUAGCCGUGUCAGCCAAUUAAAACUCCAUUGAACAGCUUCCCUACGAUGGACUCUGUAUAAAGAAAUGUCUGUUAUUAUUAUUGUACCGCAUGAUAAGUUGUUAGUAAUUUUGAGUCAGAUAAGGUUGUGGCAUAUUAGGCUAGUAGGUGACUUAGAAAUGGACUUGAGGUAUAUGAUAUGUUAAAGAAAAUGUAUUUAUUUGGGAAAUUUGAUUUAAAAAAAAAUAAAAAUGUUUUUUUUAUAUGUACUGAAUUGACGCGACUACCAGCCACCUUUUUUUUUUAACUCGUUUGUACCCUAAAGUGGCAUUUCUAUACUAACCCCUUUCUGGUUUAUUGUUUAAGGAUUAUAUUUAUAUGUAAAUAGGAUUAUCCCCAAGUCCAUUUUUGAGAGCCUUCCAGGGAAAACCGUCUCCUGCUAUUUAGUUAACAGACUCAGCCUUACUAGCAAUUUAUGAGGGAUUAAUAGACACGUGGGUGACAGAGGGAGUGGCUGCGACGGACUACGGACUAUUAUUAACCCUUUCAGUUCAGUUACAGCCGAAGAAAGAACAAGUUUGUUUAUUUUUUAUUGUCUUUAUUACUGGAUAUUACACAUUAAAUCACCAUUGAAAUCCGUCAAUGUUUCAGUUGAUAAGCAGAGUUUGCAUGGCAU